This is a messenger RNA of Enterobius vermicularis (human pinworm), 2397 nucleotides long. The record is from the annotation of a GenBank genome assembly. NCBI's taxonomy places the organism in Eukaryota, Metazoa, Nematoda, Chromadorea, Rhabditida, Oxyuridae.
AUGCCACCACGCGUGGACCGUUUCGUAGUUCCUGAAAAGAGCUGGAAUGAGCUGAUACGACAUGCACAAUAUUGGAAGACUUUUGCACGUUAUGGUCUGAACACUUCACUUCAUCACUUCCGUCUGUUCACGGAUGAUUUGGGUUUCGAUCGUUUGCUGGUUUUGGGAGGUACUGGCCAGUGCUUUGAGCAGACUAUCUUUACUGCUCCACUAGCGCGUGACCCGGAUCCUUAUCCAACACAGCUUGUUCUUUCACCAUACUGUUUAGAAAGAAGUUUCCACAAGGGACCAACACCUGCUGAAUUAGCUGCGUUAUGCGAAAGACAGCGUACUUCUAUAGCAGUUGGUAUAUCUUCUUACAAACUUCAUCAGCCUUCCCAUUCGUUACUUUACUGUGACUCAUCUCAUCUUUUUCUUUUAAAGAAAAAUGUGUUUUAUCAAGUUGGUGAAGACGUUGAUGGAUGUCCUCUGAAUGCCGAAAUAUGCCCGUGUGAUCCCAAUCUUGUGGCUUUUGUGGCUAACCGUAACGUUUACAUUGACUGUUUUGGAAAGAUUAUCUACCAUACCUCAGCCGAAAAAGGUGUAACAAAUGGAUGUUCCUCUUAUAUAAUGCAGGAGGAAUUGAGCAGGUUUACGGGACUGUGGUGGAGCCCUGGGGAAGAGAAGUCUUUGCUUUACGAACAGGUUGAUGAACGCGAUGUUUGUGAAAUUCAGUUUUCGCGUCCUGGACAACCUCCGUCUAGUCCUAUGAGAUAUCCGCUUGCUGGUACCUCUAAUGCUGUUUCUUAUUUACGAAUGAUCUCUGUCAAAGGCACGGAAACAAAUUUCCAAGUUGGAUAUUUUAUUUUCUAUAUGCUCAUUGUUGCAUUGAUUACUGACUACGGUAUUACAGAAAAUCUUCACCAACUUUUUCCUUGGUAUGAGUACUUGGCACGUGUUGGGUGGCUGCCUGAUGGUAGUGCAGUAUGGGCGCUGCUUCUCAGCCGUUUGCAAGAUCAGUAUGUGCUUAUAUUGUUGCCAAAGGGUCUUUUUGCGGAGAAGAAGUCAGAAGCAGUGGGAAAGGUUAUUGUCUUGGUAGAGCGAAGGACUCGCGGUUGGUAUGACGUUAAAGUUUGGCUUUAUGCUGAUUGUACUUCUGAGAUUCGGCUUAGGAGAGCUUUUUUAGAGGAGUCACAAAUUGAUAGGUACAGCUAUCUAAAAGUAACUUCUUUAAAUGAAACCAUUAUUACCUGGGGCGAUUGGUGCAUUUUUAAAGCAGCUGGAUUACAUGUGGAUCCUACUCGUAAUCACGUUUAUUUCAUAAGUAAUAAAAACCACCCCACAGAAUCGAACUUAUGCGUGACUUCGUAUAAACAUGAAUGUGAGGCCAAAAUUUUAACAGAAGCUGGGUUGUCGUACAGAGAGGAAAGGACAGAUCUUGAAGUGGAGAUGGAUGAAAACAUUGGAUUUGUUUGCUGGGAAAGUUCAUUGGCUCUUCCACCUCGCUGUUCGUUUUAUAGAAUUAUGCAUAUCGCAGGAGAACAGCUGCCACGGGCGGUUCAGCAGCACAUAAUACAGUUACCUAGUUCUAGUCUUCUAAAUGAACAAGCAGUUUUAUCUCAAAAAACUGAUUAUCCGAUCAUAUUAGAGUAUGACUCUACAAAUUCUGGCCGGAAACAUUACGGGUUGCUACUUCGGCCUAUGAACUACACUGCUGGAACCUCUUAUCCGGUUGUUCAAGUUGUGUACGGCGGGCCAGGUGUGCAAAUGGUGCGAAAUUGUUGGUCUGGGUGGACAAGUUAUUUAAAAUUUACUAGUCUUGGCUAUGCUGUUGUUAUGGUAGACGGACGAGGCUCUUCAAAUCGUGGAUUUUCAUUUGAGUCACCUAUUGCUAAGCGACUCGGAACCGUUGAAAUAGACGAUCAAGUGGAAGGAUUAAAAAAAAUAGCAAGUAUAUCGGGCGACUUGCUAGACUUGGAUCGUGUCGCAGUUAUGGGUUGGUCAUAUGGCGGGUAUCUUGCUUUGCUGGCUCUUGCAAAAUAUCCUCAUGUCUACAGGGCUGCUGCAGUCGGUGGUGCUGUUACCUGCUGGCAAUUAUAUGACACUGCAUACACCGAACGAUAUCUCGGCUUACCUGCAGACCCUACAUAUAAAAAUGCGUCCGUUUUAAGCUACAUUAAUCAACUUCCAGAUGAGGAAAAUCGACUUCUUAUUGUCCACGGAUUAAUGGAUGAAAACGUUCAUUUUUCCCACACUGAAAAACUAAUUGAAGCACUUAUCGCGGCCAGGAAGCCAUACCGUCUUCAGAUCUUUCCUUCCGAGCGACAUGGCGUUCGUUCCGCUGAAGCCAACGACUUUCAUGAUGCCAUCACCCUAUCUUUCUUCCAGAAAGCACUUUCAGAAGCCCCAUGCAGCUAA